AACAUCCCGUGACGUCACAUGUACACAAACCAAACUUCCUUAUCGUUUCAGUCUCAGGUCAUUCGUUCUGCGUCAGAGGCAGCUCACCGUGUCCGUGGUCGCUGCCACGGGUGUGACGGUUCCGCGUGUCUCUCGGUCUUUGGUUCUGGUUCCGGUUCGGGGCAUGGAGGCGGCGGAGAGCAUCAACGCAGACGGUCGGUGCACGGACAGGCGCAACUGGGCCGGGUUCUGGAUUCUUGGGCUGUGCAACAACUUUGCCUAUGUGGUCAUGCUGAGCGCCGCUCAUGACAUCCUGACCAAGGAAGAGUCUAGGAACGCCACCAUCUCUGCCCCCGUUUCGUUGGUUGCCACCUCUGGAGUUGGAAACAGCAGCAAUGGAACAAACUAUGACUGUAAUCCUGUCACCACCGGGGCUGUGCUGCUGGCUGACAUCCUCCCAACACUCAUCAUCAAGUUCAUAGCCCCGGUUUUCAUCCACAAAGUGCCUUAUGGAUUCCGAGUGUUGGCCUGCGUCCUCGUGACGGUAGUGAGCUUCCUGCUGGUGUCCUUUUCCUCUGCAAUGUGGCAAAGCAUUCUGGGAGUGGUCUUUGCUAGUCUUGGUGCAGGACUGGGAGAGCUGUCCUUCCUCUCGCUGUCUGUUUUCUUCAAAAGGAACGUCUUGGAGGGGUGGGGCUCAGGAACCGGAGGUGCUGGAGUGGCUGGGGCCCUCCUCUAUUCGGGCCUCAUCCAGGCUGGCCUGUCCCCCCGGGUGACCGUGCUGGUCAUGCUGGUGGUCCCGGUUUCCAUGCUCAUCAGCUACUUGUAUCUGCUGGUUCCUCCACCUUCUCUGCCCCAGUGGAGCAGGAAUGAGAUCCCAUAUGCAGCUGUGGGCUCCGAGGAGGAGCAGGGGCUGACGGAGGAGUCCGAGGAGGAGGAGGAGGAGGAGGAGGAGGAGAGAGCACCAGCAGUGCACGGAAGCUCGGGAUCUUUCAUCUGGAGGGAGAAGAGGCAGGUCAUCAAAGGCUUGCUGAAGUUCAUGUGUCCACUGGCGCUGGUCUACUUUGCUGAGUACUUCAUCAACCAGGGUUUGCUGGAACUCCUGUUUUUUCCAAACUUUUUCCUCUCUCAUGCCGAUCAGUAUCGCUGGUACCAGACGAUCUACCAGUUCGGUGUGUUUGCUUCUCGAUCCUCUCUUCACUGUGUGAAGAUCCGGAGAGUCUGGAUCCUGACUCUGCUGCAGGUGGUGAACGCCGUCUUUCUGCUGCUCGCCGUCACGUUCCAGUUCCUGCCCAGCGCCUGGCUGCUGUUUGUCAUCAUCUUCUACGAGGGGCUGCUGGGGGGGGCUGCUUACGUCAACACCUUCCACUUCAUCAGCAAGGAGACUGAAAGCAGACACAGAGAGUUCGCCAUGGCGGCGUCCAGCGUGGGAGACAGCUUCGGCAUCGCUCUGGCUGCACUGGCAGCUUUUUUUGUCCACCAAUACUUCUGCUCUCUGUGACGACGCCGUCUGAGCAGAACAACCAGCGGUCAGUGUGAGAAGGAACAGACCCCCACAACCACGGGGACUCGUCAAACUGACUAGAGAGGGACCUGUGUGAGCCGCGGAAACACUGCAGCCAAUCAGGGAAGCAGGACGACAAAAGUGAUCCAGACGGGGGUUAGAAAUGCCAAAAGACCAAAGAAGAUGUAUUGAUUGGUUUGCAGAUUUUUGGGAAAUCUAAUGGCUAAAGUUUUAGACUGACUAACCACAAAGUCCUUUACACCUGAAGUCAUUUGUCUCAGGCUCAUCAACUUCUAUACAUUUAAAACUAAGCAUUGAGUAAAAAAAAACAUUUUUCUCUCUGUUUGCAUUAAGGCCAAAAGGAAACAAUUGCACUUUCUGUUUGAAGCUAGUUUAAAAUAAGAGGGUCCAGGUCGGACCGGGUCAGACCGGGUCAGCUGCAGGUCAGCUCCGCUGUUUGACUGACAGGUGUCCGUCAAGUCCUCAGUUUUCGAGCCUCCUUAGGAUGUGGUGAGCCAACGCUCAGACCUGUUAAUUCUGACUGUUGACUUCUGUUUACUUGGUAGAAUAACAUCUUAUUCUAAAGAAAUGUCUCAGUGUGGAUCAAAGUCGUGUUUGGGGCGACUGUUGGAACGUCUAACUGAGCGUUUAGAUCAUUCCUGCUGAAAACAUAAACCUGCUUUAACAGGUGAUCUUUAAGGGUUUUGACUGCUGUUUUUAACGUGUUUCUUUCUUUGAUUUUAUUUGAUAAAAAGUUUCUAUUCUUUCUGAGAGAAUAAAUACAGCCAAUAACGGACUUCACAUGUAUCUGCUACUCAUGGUGAUCUUUAUUAAACCCUGAAACUGG
This is a messenger RNA of Oryzias latipes (Japanese medaka), 2327 nucleotides long. RefSeq names its product CLN3 lysosomal/endosomal transmembrane protein, battenin (gene cln3). Gene Ontology annotation, cellular component: lysosome; membrane. Gene Ontology annotation, biological process: regulation of intracellular pH; lysosome organization. NCBI's taxonomy places the organism in Eukaryota, Metazoa, Chordata, Actinopteri, Beloniformes, Adrianichthyidae. The record is from RefSeq and is a predicted model, not a curated record.